UGGAUAACAUUCCUGCCAAUCAGCCGUGACGGACGCCACACUGUUAGAUGUGUCGAAAAUGAAACUGGCGUCGAUGGAACCAAAAUAAAAGGAAAACAAGACGGUCAUCACAUAAAAUCCCCCCCCUGGAUUCACUUAUUUAAACCGGCACAGCGGAGGCAGAAGAACCCGACGCUGGGAAUGUUGAGCAAGCACCAGAGCUGGAUAGGACGUACUGUACUACAAUGGAGUCAUGUUUCAUCACCCGUUUGAACGACUACAUUCUUCUUGAUUUUCCCUCCUCUCCCUGCCGUCCUCUGUGCUCCAGUCUGUAGCGGUGGGCUUGGCUACUUGGUGAGACUGGAGCUGAUGUCACUAUGGCACACUUUGACACAGAGUACCAGCGCCUGGAGGCGUCCUACAGUGACUCUCCCCCUGGAGAGGAGAACCUGCUGAUGCAUGUGCCUGAAGGAGCCAAAUCCCAGUGGCACCACAUAGAAAACCUGGACCUGUUUUUCCAGAGAGUUUAUAAUCUGCACCAGAAGAAUGGAUUUACCUGUAUGCUGCUUGGAGAGAUCUUCGAGCUGGUUCAGUUGCUGUUUGUGGUUGGCUUCACGGUGUUCCUGGCUAACUGUGUGGACUACGACAUACUCUUUGCCAACAAGUUUGUAAAUCACACUGAUUCUUCUAAAGUAACCUUGCCUGAUGCCUUCCUCCCAGUGGAUGUCUGCAGUGCCCGUAUCCGAGACAAUGCAUUUGUGAUCUUCGUGCUUAUAAUAUCUGGGGUGUUUUGGCUACAUCGCCUCAUCAAAUUCAUCUACAACGUCUGCUGCUAUUGGGAGAUCCGAUCCUUCUACAUCAACGCACUCAAGAUGACCAUGUCAGAACUCCCCUAUGCAACAUGGCAGGAGGUUCAAGCCAGAAUAGUGGAGAUUCAAAAGGAGCACCAGAUCUGCAUCCAUAAAAAAGAACUGACAGAGCUUGACAUUUACCACCGCAUCCUCCGGUUUAAAAACUACAUGGUUGCCAUGGUAAAUAAGUCACUCCUUCCUGUGCGAUUUCGACUUCCUGUACUUGGAGAUAGUGUGUUCUACACCCGAGGUCUGAAGUACAACUUUGAGCUCAUCUUCUUUUGGGGGCCAGGCUCUCUGUUUGAGAAUGAGUGGAGUCUAAAACCAGAAUACAAGAGAGGAGGUAACAGACUUGAGCUGGCAGACAGGCUGGCAUCUCGCAUUCUGUGGAUUGGUAUUGCCAAUCUGCUGCUGUGUCCGGUCAUUCUGGUGUGGCAGAUUCUCUAUGCUUUCUUUAGUUACACUGAGGUGAUCAAGCGAGAGCCUGGUUCUCUGGGAGCAAGGUGCUGGUCCCUUUAUGGUCGAUGUUACCUGCGUCACUUCAAUGAGUUGGACCACGAGCUCAUGUCACGCCUCAGCAAAGGCUACAAAGCUGCAUCCAAGUAUAUGAACUGUUUCCUCUCACCACUGCUCACAGUGGUUGCCAAAAAUGUAGCCUUCUUUGCUGGGUCCCUUCUAGCUGUUCUCAUUGCUCUGACUAUCUAUGAUGAGGAUGUUCUUGCAGUGGAACAUGUCCUUUCAUCAAUCACUCUGCUCGGAGUGUGCAUCACAGUCUGCAGGUCAUUUAUUCCUGAUAAAAACAUGGUGUUUUGCCCUGAGCAGCUGCUGCGAGUCAUCCUGGCUCAUAUCCAUUACAUGCCUGACCACUGGCAGGGCAAUGCCCAUAGAUAUGAGACCCGUGACCAGUUCUCCCAGCUCUUCCAGUACAAAGCAGUGUUUAUUCUAGAGGAGCUGCUCAGUCCAGUGGUGACUCCAAUAAUCCUGAUAUUCUGUCUGCGGAGGAAGUCUCUGGAGAUCAUUGAUUUCUUCAGGAACUUCACUGUGGAGGUGAUUGGAGUAGGAGACACUUGCUCCUUUGCCCAGAUGGACAUCAGGCAGCAUGGACACCCUGCGUGGAUGUCACAGGGGAAAACAGAGGCAUCUAUCUACCAACAAGCAGAGGAUGGGAAGACAGAGUUAUCGCUGAUGCACUUUGCCAUCACCAACCCCCAGUGGCAGCCCCCUCAGGAGACCACGCACUUUAUCAGCCAGCUGAAGGAACGAGUUCACAGAGAGGCCACGGGGGCUCCUUCAGACGCACAUCCACUCUCACUGUCUGAGUCUGAGCCGAGGAGCCUCAUCGCAAACCUCUUAGGAGGCCCCUCUACGCUGGCCUCCGUUCAUUUCGGCAGGGACGGGUCUUUGACCAAUCACGCAGCAGCUGGCAUAAAUGAUGGGGCAUCUGCCUUGCGAUCCCUUUCCCCAGUCAGCAGCAGUUUUCACCUGAGAGGCAGUUUGAGUGCAGCUCACAGGGCUGCUGGCCACACUUCAGCCAUGAGCAAAGUAAUGGCAGGCUCUGGGACUGAUGCCCGAACUGUGAGCUCAGGCAGCAGUGCAUGGGAGGGUCAACUCACCAGCUUGGUUCUUUCAGAGUAUGCCUCCACUGAGAUGAGCAUCCAUGCACUUUACAUGCAUGAGCUACACAAGCAGCAGUCCCGUGGCGAGCUAUCCCGUCACACGUGGCACAGACAGGACAGUGAUGAAAGCAGUGACAGUGUCCCAGAUGAAGUGAGGAGUGAACCCAAUCCUCUCUCGAGAAAUUUCCCUCGCUCACACACUUUCCCCACCACAGUCCCCAGUCCUAGUGCCAUUCCCACUUCAGCCUCCAGCAGUACAGCCCUUGGCCAGGAGGUGGCUUCAUCACAGAGUAACACCCAGCGGCGCUAUAGUGGACCUAGCUCAGACUCUUUUGUUGCAGGGGGUAAAGCAGUGAGGUUGGGCCGUGUGCCAAUGGGAGGGUGGGAAGAGGAGGGUCAGGCAGCACCACGACGCCAUGAGCCUCUACAAGAGGAGAGCUCAGAAGACGAAAUGCCUCCUCACAUCCACAAAGUUACAUAACCUAGCCAUGUGAAUAAGUGUCAGCAUCCCCAUAACCAGAAACACAUCAUCAUCCUUGAGCAGGUGACACAAAUGAAGAUGGACAUGUGCAAGAGCAGUGUACAGUGGUCCUUAUGAACGCUUACUACGUGAAUUUGAAGAAACUAUGUGACUAUUAUAUAUGUGCCCUAACAGGCAAACGGGGUAUAUCCGAAUUUACGUAUCAGAAGAGGACCUACAGGAUCAAGUAAUUUCUAAUGGCCACUGAUAUCAUCAGAAUACACCACUCUCUUUUAUAAAGUCAAAAGAUUGCAUAAUGAAAGUGCAUGUGUUGGUGUUAUGUUGUGAACACAUCAGCACUACUGGAGGCAUUCUUGGCACUUCAUUGCUGUAAAAAAACAACCCAAAACAAAACAAAACUAUUUGCCCAAAAUGUAUCACAAUUUUCCACAUUGUAUUAUGUAUCCGGUUUAUAUUGUUUUCCCUUUUACAAUCAAAUGAGGUGAGAGAAAUUUGAAGAAUGUAUGGUGUCUCUAACAAACACACUGACUCUCUUGUACCGAUAGCAAGAGGCUGUGUACUUUACCCUGUGCUCUGUAUUUUGCUUGAAUUCUGCCUCUUUGCAAGACAUCUGUGCAAGUCCUCAAAUAGUAUAAAACGUUAUUCCUUGAUAUUUUUAAUAACAUAGUGUACUCCUUUUUUAUUUUUUCAUUCUGCAUUUGCUGCAUUACUAAAGUUCAUCAGAAUUUUCUAAAAUGUCCUAAAACCUUUCCCAAGAUCUGCCUCGUUGCCAUUUGCAAUGGUGAAUUGAAUGGUGGUUAAAAGAAAUUGUACAAUGUAACAAUGUACAGUAUUUAGCAGCUUUCAUUCAGAAUAUUGAAUUGAUCAAAUUUACACAAUUAGAAGACCAACAUUUUGCGAUGUGCACAGACGCUGUAUGAAAGCACACAUUAAUCUGAUUUAACCCAGGUUUUUAUUGUUUACCUUUUCUUAUGGUUCAACACAUUGCAAAAGAGUGCAACAAACAAACAAGGCUGUUUUUAAGCAUGUUAUAUUGAUUUCUGUGCCAUACAAAAAGCCCUCAACCACAAGUGCAUGACCAUCAUUCACACAUUUCUCCUACAGAGUUGUAACUCAUCCCAAAGUGAGAAUACUGCAGGUGAUCAUCCUCCGUUUAAGAUUAAUCAUAGCACGACUUCCUUGUUCCCUGUCAUCAAGCAUCACUUUUUCAAAAGAGGAAUUAUGCACUUUAAUAAUUUGUUAAUGCAGACUGUCUCUUGUAUGUGUAUGUUCUCACGCACAUAUAUAUAUAUAUAUAUAUAUAUAUAUAUAUAUUGUCAUUAUUUUAUUUAUCAAAGGGACGUGCCAUGAUGAUUGACAGCUAUGAAUUGGUUGUGUUUUCUGUUGUAUAAGUGGAUCGAAAUGAAGAAUAACUGCAACACUGCUAACCUGCAAUGAAAAGAUUGUGAAGGAUGCAGUGAAUCAGCGCUUUAACGUUUCAUGAAAAGUGACUGUGUUGGGUUUGUUUUAUAGAUCCUGUUAAAUACCAUUUUGUACAGCUGUAAAUUCACCUAUUAAAGACAAGAUUCAUGA
Scatophagus argus is the source of this 4499-nucleotide messenger RNA. It is a transcript of the gene atg9a, whose product is annotated as ATG9 autophagy related 9 homolog A (S. cerevisiae). Lineage: Eukaryota; Metazoa; Chordata; Actinopteri; Scatophagidae. The coding region runs from base 357 to 2927 and encodes 856 amino acids. The transcript is spliced from 20 exons. Gene Ontology annotation, biological process: protein localization to phagophore assembly site; autophagy of mitochondrion. Gene Ontology annotation, cellular component: phagophore assembly site; autophagosome. The record is from RefSeq and is a predicted model, not a curated record.